CUCAGUCCACUCAAUCAUACAAUAAAGGAAUCCAAUCCAAUCAAUCUUUGAAGAGGCUGAUCAGCACGGUACUAGUGGAACAACAUGAAGACAAUUUCGGCUCUCUUCUCGACAUUGCUGUUCGUGGCUGUCUGGGACUUGUUUACCAGGACCUCCCAGCAAGCCGAUGCCAUUGCUGCCAAGUCAAUGAGCCCAGCAGUUUCUGGGAACCAAAGGCGCACCGAGCCAGUCGAAAAGAAACGGGAGAGGCUCUUGGAGGGAGGUCUCUGCCCAAGCUACUCAACUGACAAUGACAAAUACAAGUGGACUACAGAUGAAGGCCGCUGUGUCUAUGAAUAUUGGAAGAAGCAUUAUGCACCUUCUUCCCCGUCUGGCUUUCAAGGCACCGUUCUGGAGAUGGGUGUUGUUCAAGGCUCCAGCAAACUGGGUGAAGCCCAUUCCCACGCGAUUCAGUACGAACUUGGUUGGGACACCAUCCUGGUGGAAGCCAACCCGGAGAUGGAGCCCUUUAUCCGAGAGAAUCGCCCUGGCGCAACACUUCAUAUGACUCCAAUCUGCUCCAAACCUACCACAUUGCACUUUCGAAUCACCGACAUGGUUGGGCUCAAUGGAUUUGCUGAAUUCCACGAUGAAGAGGUGUUUCAAACCAAGCUCAAAAGCAGAAAUGGAAAAAUCGUGAAAACAAUCCCCAUGCAAUGCCAACCCAUGGCACCUUUGCUCAAGGAUGUCCCAGUCAUCGAUACGUACUUUCUGGACGUCGAGGGCGCAGAGUUGAUGGUGCUGGAGUCCAUUGACUUUUCGGAUACUUGCAUCCAAAUCUUCAAUAUCGAGGAUGGCGAUCCCUCCAGUAGCGGAGUGGGAACGUUUCUGACCAAAAAGGGGUUCAAACAUGUUGGCUGGAAUACAGAACAGUAUAACCAUGUCUGGGUGAACUCCAAGACGUGUCGCCCCUCUCACUCAGCAUAUCCUUUCACUUGGAUGGUGAGCUUUGGUUUCCUUGCGGGGCUUGUGGUGUACGCAGGAUACCUAGCCAAGACGCACCCAGGGAAGUAAUCCUACGCAAUGGUGGUAUCAAAUAGCAAUCCGUGAAGAUGACUUGAUGCAUUUUGUCUCCUCCUGCACGGAGGGGACGUAUCUCAAGGUGUGGCGCUUUCAAAGGUGCGCAGUGGUGCCUACUAGAGCCUACGUAGAAGGAGAAUAAGCUGAAGUAACAAGUAGUUUCUGUCAG
This is a messenger RNA of Seminavis robusta, 1228 nucleotides long. The record is from the annotation of a GenBank genome assembly. Lineage: Eukaryota; Bacillariophyta; Bacillariophyceae; Naviculales; Naviculaceae.